This is a messenger RNA of Ananas comosus (pineapple), 5765 nucleotides long. RefSeq lists its product as uncharacterized. The transcript has 12 exons. Bases 98 to 5500 code for a protein of 1800 amino acids. Gene Ontology annotation, molecular function: RNA binding. Lineage: Eukaryota; Viridiplantae; Streptophyta; Magnoliopsida; Poales; Bromeliaceae. The record is from RefSeq and is a predicted model, not a curated record. Gene Ontology annotation, biological process: mRNA processing.
GCGUGUCGUGCUCCUGCGAUCCCCGGAACCCAAUCUCUCUCGACCCAUCCAUUAACCCCCCUCCGAACCCUUCUUCGUCCUCUGCCGAGCUCCUCUAAUGGCGAUCGUCGCCCCUUCCUCCCCCGUAACCCUAGACUCCAAGCCCGAAAAAUCCGACUCCGAGAACCCUCCUUCCUCCUCCGCCCCCUCCGCGCCCAUCGAAAACCCUAAUCCCAACCCCGUAAACCCUAACCCUAACCCCGUCGUGGCUCCGCCGCCCCCGGCCGUUCCAUCCUUCGCACCGUCGUUCCGGCCCUUGGGAGCCCCGCACGUGCCCCAGUACUCCCCAGUCCCGAACCCUAGCUACCCGAUGGCCCCAAACCCUAGCAUCCAGCCUCCGGGGGUGGCGGCGAUGCCUCCGGGGGCCGCGGCGGGUGGUGUGGGAGUUGCGGCGGUGCGCCCGGUGGGGAUGUAUGCGGUUGCGCCUGGGCAACCGCCGGUGCACUAUGGGCAGGUUCCGAAUGGGUAUAUGGCGGUUCCUCCUCAGCCAGGGGUGAUCCCUCCACCCGGAGUGCCUCGUUAUCCCGGCCCAUACCCUGCUAUGAUGCGCCCAGGUUUUCCCCCACGCCCAAUCCCUUCAGUCGGCGUGAUUCCACAGCUUCCACGGCCUCCUGUUCCAGGGAUCCGUGGUGUUCCACCCAUUGUGACCCCUUCAGUCAGACCUGUUGUCCCCAUUGUUGCUCCAGCUGAAAAGCCACAGACUACAGUUUACGUUGGCAAGAUUUCUCCCUCAGUAGACAAUGAGUUUCUCCUUUCUCUUCUCCGACUGUGUGGACCAGUGAAAAGUUGGAAGCGUGCUCAAGAUCCUAGUACUGGCACUCUUAAAGGCUUUGGGUUUUGUGAGUUUGAAUCUGCUGAAGGAAUUCUUCGCGCACUGCGCUUGCUCAGUAAAUUAAACAUUGACGGUCAAGAAUUGGUGUUAAACAUUAAUCAAGCGACCAGGGAGUAUCUUGAGAAAUAUGUUGAAAAGAAGACAGAAAGGGAAAAGGAAAAGAUGAAAGAAAACGAAUCUGGAGGUGGCGAUAAAGAGAGUGAAAGUAUAUCUGGUAGCAGAAAGGAGUUGCUGAAGCCAGCCACAGAGGAAGCCAAAAAGGAUUCGGAAGAUUCCAGUGAUAAAGAAAAUCAAGAGGACUCACAGAAAUUUGGUGUUGUUACUGAUGAAGAUCGUGAGGCGGACAGAGAUGCUGUAGAGAAGAUUAGCGAUAUGAUUGAGGAGAGACUAAAGACCAAUCCCUUGCCGCCUCCACCACCAGUACCGCCACCUGCUGAUGGCUUAGCUAAGUCACAGUCUGAACUUGCUUCCAGAUCAAGAGAUGGCGAUUCAGAAGUCGAUGUAAUGAAAAGUGAUGCUGCCGAAGAGAAGAAUGAUGAAGAAACCACAAGUGAAAACAAGGCAGCAACUGAAAGUGACAAGCCUGGAGUAAGCUCACCUGAUAGGAAUAGGAGUGAUAGGAGUAAAGAGCGAGAAAAAGAACGUGAGAAAAGGGAAAAGGAGAGAGAACUCGAGAGAUACGAGAGAGACCGCGAGCGCGAGCGAGUCAGAAGGGAGCGAGAGAGGGAACAGAAACAAAGAGAAUCGGAGCGGUUAUAUAGGGAACGUCUCAAGGAAUGGGAAGCUAGAGAGAGAGAGAAAGAGUAUCACCGGCAGCAUGAGAGGGAGAGAGAGAAGGACAAAGAGCGGGAGCGCCGGAGGGAGGUCUUGAGGCAGGAGGAUGAAAGUGAUGAUGAUGACUCGAGGAAAAGAAGGCGGAGAAGCAGCACUCUCGAGGAUAAGAAAAGAAAGAGGCAGCGUGAGAGAGAGGAUGAUGCGGCUGAUAGAUUAAGGGAGGAGGAAGAAAUUGCUGAAGCUAAGAGAAGAGCAGUUGAGGAGCAGCCAAAAGAAGUUGAAUUAAAGCCUUCUGUGGUAGUGGAAAUGGAGUGCGAAAACCCUAUAAUUCCCGAAGAAAGAGAAGAUGCUGAAGGAAAGCAAGUAGCUUCAGAUCAGAAUUGUGAGGUUGUUUCCACUAAUGGAGAUGUUAAUGUUGGUGAUGGAAUCCAUAGGAACAGUAACGGUGAUGAACUGAACAUGCAAUCGGACCAAGCUCCUGACCUUAAGCAGAAUACCAAUGGUCCAACUAAGAAGCUGGGAUUUGGUUUAAUUGGUUCAGGAAAAAGAACAAAUGUUCCUUCUGUUUUUCAUCAAGAGGACGAUGAGGAUGUGGAGGAGAAAAAGAUGAGACCCCUCAUACCCAUUGAUUACUCCACUGAGGAAUUACAAGCUGUCCAAAGUAAUGCUUCUGGGGCACCGCCAAAUAUUGCUGCUGCUGCUGAGUAUGCCAAGCGCAUCUCCUCUGCUAAUCCAAAGGAAGAAAAACAUGAAAUAGAAAAGGAUAGAAGUAGGCGAUCUAGUGAGAGAUCGAGCCACCGAGAUCGUGAUAGGAAUGAUGAUGAGGGUAAGGAGAGGAUGCAUGAGAAGAUGUAUGAUCGGGAGAAAGAUCGAGAAGAGAAACCUAAAACAGAAAACAAGAAGCUUUUAGAUGCGAAGCAGUUGAUUGACAUGAUCCCAAAGACUAAGGAGGAGCUAUUUGUCUAUGAAAUUAACUGGGCAAUUUACGACAAACUUGAGUUGCAUGAGAGAAUGAGACCUUGGAUUUCAAAAAAAAUCACUGAGUUUCUUGGCGAGGAGGAAGCAACAUUGGUAGACUAUAUUGUGUCCUGUACCAAAGAUCAUGUCCAGGCAUCAAAGAUGCUAGAGUUGCUUCAAUCUAUACUAGACGACGAAGCUGAGAUGUUUGUUCUCAAAAUGUGGAGGAUGCUGAUAUUCGAAAUCAAGAAAGUUGAGACAGGCCUAGCAGCCAAAAGGAUUUCCUAUUAUCAUCUCGAAAGAGUGGCUCUCAAAGGUCUUUUACUGCAACUGGAACUUGAAACUUUGCAGCACACUUCUCUGGAGUGCAAUGUGGGAUUGAAACCUCUAGUUAUGGUCAAACUGAUGGGGCAAAUAUCACUACCAUCGCCUCGAGCCGACCAAAUAGAAGUUUCAACUAGUAGCUUGGCUGUUUUGCUCCCAGAAAUAUUGCCGUUCCUAGAAAAACAAUUAUCUGACAGAGUUCGUACAGACUUUCUGCACGUUCUGAAGGUCAAAGAUGGCAGCAAGUGGAGUAAAUAUGUACAGCUAAGAACGAUGGCAAAAAAUGAUAAACAAAUACCAAAAACAAAGAAAAUGCUGAAGGAAUUAGGGAAAAGACUCAGCAGUAUCAAGGCGCAUAUAAUAUUCGAAAACCCCAUCGCAAAGAAGAAGAAGAGGAGGAGGAGGAGGAGGAGACAACAACAAACCGAAACCCAAAUUCAAAUCCAAGCACCCUCUUCCUCUGCACGGCCCCCACCUUGGAUUCCUCCAAUUCCUGGGAGUAUUUCUAGCACAACAAUGACUCACCGCCACGAUGGUCAUAAGCCAUUCCUCUUCCCCGGGGUCCAAUCCACCGUUCUCCCCGACCCCUCCCCCUUAUUCUCCCCCCAACUCCUCUCCUCCCCUCUCCCCACCAACUCCUUCUUCCAGAACUUCGCCCUCAAAAAUGGCGACCAGCCCGAGUACAUCCAUCCCUACCUCAUCAAAUCCUCCUCCUCCUCCCUCUCCCUCUCCUUCCCCUCCCGCUUCGCCACCCCUUCCUUCAUCUACCAAACCUUCGUCCCGGACCUCACCGUCUCCUCCCCCUCCGCCUCGGACGCUAACCCUAAAUCCCACCUCAUCUCCUCCUUCGACGACCUCAGCGUCACCCUCGACCUCGUCCCCUCCUCCCUCCGCUGCUUCCUCGUCCGCGGGAGCCCCUUCGUCACCGUCUCCACCCUCGGCUCCUCCCCCGCGGACCUCUCCAUCGCCACCAUCCACGCCUUCCUCUCCGUCGCCCCCAACGCCUCCUUCACCAAGCACAGGUUCGAGCUCAACAGCGGCCAGACCUUCCUCUGCUACUCCUCCGCCCCGCUCCGCCUCGCCCCCUCCGGGGUCUCCCUCCUCACCGCCCCCGCCUUCUCCGGCGUCGUCCGCCUCGCCUUCUUGCCCGACCCCAGCUACGAGCCCGUCCUCGACCGCUUCAGCUCCUGCUACCCGGUCUCCGGCGCCGCCUCCCUCGCCCGCCCCUUCUGCGUCGAGUACAACUGGGCCAAGGAGGGCUGGGGCGAGCUGCUCCUCCUCGCGCACCCGCUCCACCUCCGCCUUCUCGACCGCGCCUGCGGCGUCACCGUGCUGGAGGACUUCAAGUACAGAAGCAUCGACGGCGAUCUCGUCGGCGUCGUCGCGGAUUCCUGGGUGCUCAGGACUGAUCCCGUGUCGCCCACUUGGCAUUCGAUGAAAGGCGUCAGCGAGGAUGGCUUCGCCGAGAUCGCAUCCGCUCUCUGCAAGGACGCCGACGGCCUCUGCUCCGCGCCCAUCGCUACCACUUCGUCCUACUUUUACGGGAAGGCGGUCGCCCGCGCUGCCCGGCUGGCUUUGAUCGCGGAAGAGGUCGGCUUUCCCGACGUGAUUCCGGCCGUGCGGCAGUUCUUGAAGGCCUCCGUCACUCCGUGGCUGGAUGGGAGCUUCGGCGGGAAUGCUUUUCUCUAUGAUCACAAAUGGGGCGGGCUCGUCACCAAGCAGGGGUCGGUGGAUUCCGGCGCGGACUUUGGUUUCGGGAUCUUUAAUGAUCACCAUUACCACUUGGGUUACUUUAUAUACGCAAUUGCCGUCCUUUCUAAGCUCGAUCCGUCGUGGGGAAGGAAGUAUAUGUCUCAUGCUUAUUCGAUGGUCGCCGAUUUCAUGACUUUGUCCCGCAAGCAGGAUGCCAGUUAUGCUAGAUUGAGAUGCUUUGAUCUCUGGAAGUUGCAUUCUUGGGCGGGAGGAUUGACGGAGUUUGCUGACGGGCGGAAUCGGGAGAGCACGAGCGAGGCGGUGAAUGCGUAUUACUCCGCCGCCCUUUUGGGAUUGAGCUUUGGCGAUACCCACCUCGUGGCCAUCGGGUCGACACUCGCUGCCUUCGAGAUUCUCGCCGCACAGACGUGGUGGCACGUGCGGGAGGGGGAAGGGAUGUACGAGGACGAUUUUAGUAGGGAGAAUCGAGUGGUGGGAGUAUUGUGGGCUAAUAAGAGGGAUAGCGGGCUCUGGUUCGCUCCCCCCGAGUGGAAGGAAUGCAGGCUGGGUAUUCAGGUCUUACCGUUGCUGCCGAUUACUGAGGUUCUGUUCCAAGACGUCGCGUUCGUGAGGGAGUUAGUGAAGUGGGCGUCGCCGGCUUUGGCGCGGGAAGGUGUUGGGGAAGGGUGGAAGGGCUUUGCGUAUGCGUUGGAAGGGGUGUAUGACAAGGAGAGCGCAAUGGAGAAGACUAGGGCGUUGAAUGGAUUCGAUGAUGGUAAUUCGCUCUCGAAUAUGCUGUGGUGGCUUUACAGUAGGGGCGAAGAUGUGGAGGGGGUAAUUGCGUCCGUGAGAUGCUGCUGGUAUCGGCAUUACUGCCAUUAAAAGAGAAGUAUAUUAUUAUGUGUUUGGUUUGAUUGCUUCUCACUUAGGUAUGCAUGGAUUUGCUUGCGGUUGGUGAGCAGAUCAUGAUCUGCCGAAUAAGUGAUACCGACACAAACUGCAUACUGACGUGUUGAAGUGAGAAUACCCUGCUACCUUGGGUUGUAUCGGGCACUGAGUAUGGUACAAUACUAGUUGAUUUCUUUCCAUAUUUGUGGGACAAAUUAUAAAUAAAGUGUGAUUUGCAGCGGAAACUUAUGAGGUUCUC